Molecule: messenger RNA, 685 nt
Organism: Diatraea saccharalis (sugarcane borer)
Lineage: Eukaryota; Metazoa; Arthropoda; Insecta; Lepidoptera; Crambidae
Source: the annotation of a GenBank genome assembly
GCGUCGCGUGGGGCGGCUGCGCUCGCGCACUCCAUGCCCGAACACGACAAGUACCAGCUGCGUCCGCGGGCAGCGCGCGCCCGCGAGCCGCGUGCCCGCCGCACGCCGCAGCCGCUCAGCAAGUAUCGCAGGAAAACCGCUAACGCUCGCGAGCGCAGCCGCAUGCGCGAAAUCAACCGCGCGUUCGAGACCCUCCGCAGAGCUGUCCCGGCGGCUGCGAUCACUGGCACCCCCGUGCCGUGUGAGAAACUCACCAAAAUAACCACCCUCCGGCUCGCCAUGCGAUACAUUUCGGCUCUCUCCGCCGCUCUUAGUGAUAAUUCGGAAACCGAUCCCAGCACCAGACCGGAGCGCUGGCCGUCGCCAUUCUGCUCGGAUCUGUCGGAGUUCUCGACGGAAUUAGAACACGAGACCACUUCGGAGUUCGCCGAGGACUCGCUUUCGCCGUUCGAUUCGUUCUUCGCUGAAUUUGACUAUGAAUAUAUAGACAGGACAUUUGCGUGACAUAGUGAUUGUGUUGUGAUGAUAAAGACAUUAUAUUAUUAGGUAUAUAUUUGUAAUUCUCACUUUGCCAUAAUUACAAAUAUUAAUGAAGUGCAUAAUAAUGAUUAUUAUCAAUUUUAUACUUUAAAACCGUUGUAUUUUGAAAUUUAUUUAUUGUGUAAUAAAUUUUUACUGUUCUCGU